CCGAAAAUGUUUGAAAGGUGUUUUUUUUUCUUCAAAUAGACUGUGCAACAGUAUUACCAUUAUAGCUGUACGUAUAGUAUUAAAAAAUAGUUAUAAUAGUAGUAUGUAUAGGCAUCGAGUCUCUUCGGGUCAAAACUAGUUUCACGUCUCUUGCACUAUUCGCAGCGGUCGCGAUCUGCGGCGGCGGGGCAGUGGCGCUAGAAAAUAGAAAUACGACUUCGUAGGCUCCUUCGCGUUCGUCGGUCAGACCGGUCAGUGUCCGUCACGGUACCGUGCCGCAAGUACGUACUCGCCGGCGAUCGUCUCCUCGGCCGGAUACGGAAUUCAAUAUUUUUUCAUCUCGAACACCAAUAAUUAUCAGACUAUUGCGGGCCUCCGUUUUUUUUGGACGCGACAUAAUGACGUCUUCCCGAUCUGUUUCCACGCGGAAAACCAUGAUCAUCGCCGUCGCGCUAAUCGCUGCUGUUGGUUCGACUGCCGUCGCCGCCGGAUCUGGCGAAAUGUGCGUACUCCAGAAGAACGAAAUCCUCGAAGAACACAAACUGAGCACUCUGGAAGAUAUGUUCGGCGAAAUAUAUGAUAUUUUAACAUUUAUUGACGAAGAUCCUGAUCAACCAGAACUAUGUCAAGUAUGGUUUGAAGUAAAGACGUCGAAAACAUGUAAACGUCAGUCACAUUUACCAUUAGCGAUUAUGGGAAAAGAUUYUUCUGCUCUUAAAAAUCAGACUGAUCAUGAAAAAUUMAAUGUGAGGGAGCCAACUAAUUUCAAUGAAAUACCUUCUAGGAAAAAUCCGUUUCAUUACAAAACGAGUAAUUUCAAUCAGAAUAGAACAUCUUCAAACAUUGAAAAUAAAGAAAAGCCUAAUAUAAAUGAUUUAGACAACAAAUUUAAUAAAUCAGUUAGUAAUGAAUAUUUUAGUACCCGGGAUGAAAAUAAAACAACCAAUGAGGAAAUUAAAAAUGGUAACUUAGCCGAAAUUAUUUCAAAAGAACAGGAAAAACAAUCAGGCAAUGAAAAUGAAGAUAAUUAUUUAAACAAGUAUAGGAAAUCACUCUACGAUAAAAAUGGAAAGGAGGAAGCUAAAAUAGAUAAUUCAAAUACCAAUACACCUGAAGACAAAAUGUCAGCAGAUCAUAUUAUGAAUAACAAACUUUGGAUUAAAAAAAAUAUGUCACAAUAUGAAAACAAAGAACAUUACUUAAGUAAUAAUUUUGAAAAUAAAUUCACUUAUUUCAAAAUUAAUAACACCGUGCCUAGUAGAUCGUCUAAUAAAGAAUACAGUUAUCCAGGAAAAAAUGAAACUAUUGCACACUACAAUGAUUUAAAAAAAUAUCUCGAUCAAAGUAAAAACUCUGAAGGUAAAUAUGAAAAUUCAGUUAUAAGUGAAUCAGAUAAGUAUAAUGAAAAUAGAGAUGGUAAAAUAAAUCAGGAUGUUCCGGAAGAUUCCUCAAAUAACGAUAUAAAAUUUAAGUACAAAAAUAAUGAAAAUAUGGAAAAAACUUCUAAACAAAAAACAUUUGAAAACAAAACGUCAAAUAAAGAGAUGAAUGAUUCCGGUGAUAAGAAAAAACCUUCAAAUAAUGACAACAUUUUGAAUCGAGAUAAUUCGGAAAAAUUUAAUUUAAAUAACAACUCACGUACUUAUAAUAAAACUCCRUACUCGGACAACGGAAUUAAAUAUAAUACAACCAACGGAGGAAAAAUAGUCGAUGUUUCAUAUCAAAGCCAAUCGAAAGAUAACAAAUCGAUUGCUUAUGAUAACAAGGCGCCAGUCGAUGUAACUAAAGAAAAUAUAGCAAAUCAAACGCAUUCGCAAAACAAUAAUCCUGAGCCCAAGCCGUUUCAAAAAAAUGAAACCAAUGUCAAUGGUUCAAUAACCCAGAGUACGCCCCGUACUGACUCGACGACUGAAAAUAAACCGACGGGUAGUGGAAAUAAAGUUGUUGAUGCUAAUACUAUUAAUACGAAAACACAUAGUACAAAUAAUGAUAAUCCAACGAUCGACGCAGAUGAAAAAAAUAAAAUGAAAAAUGAUUAUAGUUCAACUAGUAUUAGUGAUGAUAACAUUAUUGCUGUCACUGUUGAGCCCACGAAAACUAGACCAGCAAACACAAUGGUCAAUGAUGAUACUAAUGAAUCAGAUAAAAUAAAUAGUUCAUCCACUGAAUCGCUGGUCAACAGAUCGUUAAACAAUAUUAAAACUAACAAUAAACAUGAAUCAAACGGUACAGUUAUAAAUGAAAUCAAUAACGUUAACAAAAACCUACAGCCAGACCAAUCGAUACCUCAACCUAGCGCACAGUCGUCCAAUAAUGAUGAAAACGAUACUAUAAAAAUGACAACAGAUAACACAAAUGAAUCAGAAAACGGUUUCAGUUUCGGUAAAUUAUUUUCGAACRUUUUCCCUAACGGUAUACACGUAUCUGCAGCUACAAUUAUUGGAGCAUUAGCUUCAUUGACAGCUGUUACUGGAGUAGUUGGAACAGCCAUAAAUCGUUAUUAUUAUAAACUAUCUGGCACAGAUCAAAUUCCCUUCAAAGGAACAUUCCAAUCUAUUUUUAAUUCAAUUAAAGAUAUUAUAAUAUCAUUCUGCUGCUGUUGUCGUCGUGGUGGUUAUGAUGAUUUAGAAGCACCARAUUUAUCGAAUGAAAAAACACCACUUUUACAACCCAAAUUUAGUAUACCAACACCGCAAAUUGUAGACGAAACGACUCAAAAAUCCAGUGAUGGUGGUGACAAUGACGAUAGUAGUAGACAAAAUAGUAAUAAUGAAUAUGGCAGUAUGUCAAAUGAAAAGAAAUCUUCAACUUCUGAAAGGAAACACCGUAAAAUUAAACGAAAAUCGAAGAUUUCAGAUAGGAAUGAUUCUACUACAGAAGAAAAACAUAUUAAUAUUGAUAAUGAUUUGCAAGGAAAAUCUAUAAAAGAUGUUAUAAGUGGAAAAAUUAAUAAAAUAUUCACUGAAAAAAUCAAACCAAAAAUCAACAGUAUUGCUGAAAAUGUGGGGAAAAAGGUUGAAUCAACGGAUGAAGUUAAGAAGGACUUAGAUAUAAUAACUAAAGAAGCAGCUUUGAUAUCUAAAUUGUUAGAAAACGAAAAAUCAUCAAAAAAUACUGAUGACGUUCGGUCGAACGAGGAAAUCAAAGCAAAAAAUAAUUCAGAAAAAGMUCAGUCAAACUUAAUUGAAACACAGAAUUCUAUAGUUCAAGAAGAGAUCAAAAGUACAACGCUUGACGAAUCACAACAGUCACCAAACGUUGAACCUUUGAAUGAAGUAACUGUUUCACAAUUACCAGUACAGGGUCAUCAACAAAUUGAAAGAAAUGAACAAGAGUCCGACUUGAAAAUGAGUGACAGAGUUACCGCCGAUGAAUUAACCAAAAGUACAAAAAAUAAAAAUGAUAUUGUUAUGAAAAGUAAUAUUGAAAAACUUCAAGAUACCGUCAUUACGUCUCCCACAGACACCAUGACUAAAACUAACAAAUCGAAAUUAAAGUUCUUAGGACUCGAAAAAGAAGAUGAAAAUGUGCAAAAAGUGGUAAGCGACAAAUCCAUUGAGUCCGAUAAAAAGAUUGAUAAUGAAGAGGAUGACGUUGAAGUUAUCGAAGAAAUUAUAUACGUCGACGCGACUGAUGGUGCCGAAGAUGAAGAAAUUAUUGAAGAAAUAAUAGAAACUACUACAAUCGAAGAUUCACCGGACGAAUCUUCACCUGGUUCGGGACACUCCAAAGUCACAGUUCGGACAACUCGUAAAAUAUCGUCAUCUUCGUUACCUGGAGAAGUGAAAACUAUCGAAGAGACCGUGGUCACUGACGGUAUACCCGAAAACGAGAAAAAACUGCGUGGAUUCCAGGUUGGUGUCGGGAAAUCCGGACUCAGCAUGAGCGUUGGCGAGAAAAAUAUGGAAAUCGGUAAGUCUGGAWUAAAGUUUAACCGCAGCAAAAGCAAAUCACCGAAGAAUGUAGAAGACGAUGAGACCAGCAAGCGGGACACGAAGUCUCCGGAAAAGUCCAAGAAAUCAAUGUCGUUGCCAAAAAUAUUUAAACGGUCGAUCUCUCAACCAGCGGACGACGACAUACAAGAAAUCGAAGAAGAGUCUGCGUCAAAGAAAAAAUUGUCCAAGACAGGUUCCGGCUUGAUGAAAUUGAGAAAAUCGCCAUCUAAAUCUACUGUAGUCYUGAAGACUGGUGAUAUCACGAUGGAUAAGGAUGCAAUGUCAAACUUCAUAGACAACGAACGGAGUGCGUCGCGUUUAUCGAAUGUAGGACUACAAGGCGAAUUCGAUUUAACCGUCAGCGAUGAAGGUGUUGCCGCCGCGGUAACAACUUCCGAAGGAAAAGAUGCUGCGGUUAGCAUAAAAACCGUCGAAAAAUCUCCUAAAGAUUUAGUGUCCGGGUCGGAUAGAGACCAACAAUCGACCAAAAAUACYGAAACCAARUCAAACGUCAAACCCAAAAAACCAAAAAAAGACAAAACGAAAUUAACAACUUUAACACGGCCGUUUUAAAUGUAUUCAAAUCAAAGGAAUAGUUUCAAGCUUACCGUGUAAGAAAUAUCAUUGGUUCUUUUGUUUGUUAUUUUUAAAUAUGUUUAUAAUAAAUCUUUUCGGUCAAGGUUAGGUUAGGUUAGUUAGGUUAAAUGUCAGUGCGUGCUAUAUCGGUCGGAAUUUCAAAUUCAACAUAUAUGCCACUGUAAAAUUGUUAAUGUGUCCAAUUUUUUUUAUAAACUCAACAUUGAUUUAUACUGAAAUCUGUUUACUAAUUUUAAUUCUGUAAAUUUAUAAUUUGUUGUUCAUUAUUUUCUUACAGUUUACUUAUUCUUUCUAUAAAAAUUUACCUUUAAUCAAAAAUUAUAUUCAUAAAUUCAACUGUUUUAUAUAAGCAUAACUAUUAAUACUAGUUUAAUAUAUUCGUGAAUAAAAUGUGUUUUCUAUUAUAAA
This is a messenger RNA of Diuraphis noxia (Russian wheat aphid), 4940 nucleotides long. RefSeq lists its product as uncharacterized. The record is from RefSeq and is a predicted model, not a curated record. NCBI's taxonomy places the organism in Eukaryota, Metazoa, Arthropoda, Insecta, Hemiptera, Aphididae.